Drosophila nasuta is the source of this 469-nucleotide messenger RNA. RefSeq names its product mitochondrial ribosomal protein L42 (gene mRpL42). The transcript has a single exon. Gene Ontology annotation, cellular component: mitochondrial large ribosomal subunit. The record is from RefSeq and is a predicted model, not a curated record. The coding region runs from base 7 to 420 and encodes 137 amino acids. Lineage: Eukaryota; Metazoa; Arthropoda; Insecta; Diptera; Drosophilidae.
GUCUAUAUGUUAACCAGUGUUCUGUUAAACAACAUGUCGUCGGCACGUUUUCUUUCUACCUGUCGCUUAUUUUCAACAAAUUUAACUAAAAAUGCGAUAAAUACAAAUGCAGUGGGCGGUAAGAGCCUUGUGGAGAGCGUGGCUGUAACUAAAAAUGGUAAAACCAUUGUCGCCUGGCAUCCAGAGACACAGUUUCCUUACGAACACACAAAACCGCUGCCACAAACUGUUGCCAAACAGUCAUCGAGUGUCAUCAAGGAGACGGCGUUGGAUUCGGCAAUGAGUGCAUUUAAAAACAAGCAUCCCGAGGUGGCUCGCCAAGAGCUUAUGAAGCUAACACAUACCACAAAGCAUCGCUGGUUCCCGCGUGCCCGCGACAAGAAGGCCAAGAAGACUCCGAUGGACCGGCCAUACUUGUAAACAAUGCAUUACAUAAGUCCAAUAAAUUAAUGUUAUACAUACAUAUAUU